Messenger RNA from Diaporthe citri, 1014 nucleotides. RefSeq lists its product as uncharacterized. The transcript is spliced from 2 exons. Gene Ontology annotation, biological process: regulation of DNA-templated transcription. The coding region runs from base 1 to 1014 and encodes 337 amino acids. The record is from RefSeq and is a predicted model, not a curated record. Gene Ontology annotation, molecular function: DNA-binding transcription factor activity, RNA polymerase II-specific; zinc ion binding. Lineage: Eukaryota; Fungi; Ascomycota; Sordariomycetes; Diaporthales; Diaporthaceae.
AUGUUCCAGACGUUGAGACAAGAAGUCCGGGGCGAUAGGCAGUUUGUUGCUGAGACGACGGGUGCUCCAUUCGAAAAGAAAUCCCAGGGAAGAUUUGCGCGGGUGGCUUGUAAUUUAUGCAGGGGGAAAAAGCUGAAAUGCACCGGCGAGAAAGAAGGCUGCCAGCGCUGCCUGGAAAAAGGCCUCGCGUGCUUCUAUGGCCCCUCGUCUCCUUCAAGUUCCGCCAGGCCCGACACCGCCGGAGCGGCCGGGCCCCAAGCGGCCGUGACACCUCCCGCAACGGCUGAACACUUCACCGGCACGGGCGGGCCAGCUCAGCACGGCAGUGCGUCCGGAACAAUCACGGAUCCCGGCCCCUGCAUGUUCGAUAAUGAUGCUGCACUGUACGAGUUCCUACACGCUGAUCCCGACUUCGAGCCGUCCGAACCACCAGCCUCAGACUCUCUCUUCUUCGAUACUGUGGGUCUCGUCUCGCCACUCCACGGCGCCAUGAGUCUCAGCGAUGUUUUUGCCCAAACACAGGCACACUCGCAGGCAGUGGCACCUGAAGGCGCACUAGUAGCGACCGGUCUCUCGUCUACCCUGCCCAACAGCAGCGACAGGCCGACCAGUUCUUCCCUGGAUUGCGGGCCGCCCAGGCAGAAAUGCGGCUGCUUCGACCUUCUCCGGAUCUUUGAGGCCGUCGAGAUAUAUUUGGUCUGGGCCACGCGCGCCUCGGGUCCUGGGAACAAGUCGUUCCGGGUGGAUGAGAUCCUCUCGUGUCAGAAGGAGGUUCUGGACAGAUGCGACUUGCGUCUCCAGUGCAGAGAGCAUCCUCUCAAGUCAUGGGACGCCAUGCUACUGAUCUGCAUUUGCGACAAAGUCCUCGCCAGCAUACUCAAAGUAAUGGCAGCUGGCGACGCUGGGCCGGCGCAGAGCCCUCGGCCUCCUUCCUCCUCCGGUAGGAAGCAGUCUUUCCUGGAUCCAAAUUCGAGCCCUUCCUCGGUAAUGGAACAGGUUCUCAUCAAGAGGUGA